Molecule: messenger RNA, 2038 nt
Organism: Vollenhovia emeryi
Lineage: Eukaryota; Metazoa; Arthropoda; Insecta; Hymenoptera; Formicidae
Product: NF-kappa-B inhibitor cactus-like
Exons: 3
Coding region: 1-1236 (411 amino acids)
Molecular function (GO): protein binding
Source: RefSeq, a predicted model, not a curated record
AUGUGGUGCUCCCCGCGCGAGAGCGUCCAGACGAGCGAGCGCGCUCAUGGGGUCGGGAAGGGACGGGGGGACGACGAGUUCGCGGCGACGAGUAACGUCGAUUCCGGAUUCCUGUCGGCCGGCAGCAUGCAGGACAGCGGCGAGGUCCGCGACUGCGGGGCGCCGCGGCCGCAGCGAGAGGAGGACGACCGGCGGAUGAGGGACGAGAGCCGGCGGGCCGCGCCGGGGGCGACGACCUCGCGAGCGUCGCCGGUCGCGGGGUCGCAGCCAGCGCGGCUCGUCGACAGCGGCGUCGUGGACGUCGACCUCAGCGAGGGCCUGAACCAGCUCGCCCUGAGGCAGCGGCGACCCGGCCCGGCUUUGCCCGCCGCGGCACCGGGAAACGACCCUCCGCUCGAGCCGCACCGGCAGGACGGUGUCAACAAGCUCGCGAACACCUGGCGGCUCUACGAGCAGGACAAGGAGGGCGACACACAAUUGCACAUCGCGAUCAUGCAGAGCUACGUGGAGGCUGCGCUCGUUUUGAUAAGGCUGGCGCCUGAUCCAUUACUGUUGGACACCUGCAACGAUGUCCAUCAAUCGCCUUUAUAUCUGGCGGUGCUGAUGAGCCAGUCGCUCAUCGUCAGACGGCUGAUUCUGGCGGGCGCGGAUCCGUCUGUCAGGAAUAUCCGCGGGGACACGGCCCUCCAUCUGGCCUGCAACAGAGGAGAUCUCGCAUGCGCCAAGGCCCUCACGGACCCGCUGUCGCCGAUGGAGAGGAACCAGUUGAUGCCCGGACAGACGGUACCGGCCUUACCUCAGAACUUGGAGCAACGUAACUACAACGGUGAGAUGUGCCUGCACGUGGCCGUCGCUAACGGACACGUGAACCUGGUGCGUCUUCUGCUGCGUCUCGGCGCCGAUCUCGAGGCGAGGGAGGCGCUGAGCGGUAGAACGGCUCUUCACCUCGCGAUAGAGCGCAAAUGUCACACGGUAGUCAAAUUCCUGCUGCAGGAGUGCAAGCCCUGCCUGGAAACACAGACGUACGGCGGCCUGACGGCGUACCAGCUGGCAUUGAGCACCGACUGCCAGCUCGCCAAGGACCUGGUGGUGCGACACGGCGCAAAACCGGAGCCGCUGCCGGAGUCGGAUUCGGAGAGCAGUUCUGAGAACAGUUCCGAGGACGAGGCUUACGGAGAGGCGAGUUACUUGCCCGCGAUCGUCAAGAUGCAAAACGCGGUCGAGGUGAACGUCUGAGGUCUACCCGCCGAUCGGUAUCCGAUUAAUUCGUCCAACGGGUCCCUUGCACGAAGUGCCCUUACGGAAAAGUACAUACUGGGAAAAAAAGCACCGGAUAAUUACUAGAGUUCGAUAAACGAGUCGUUAGAAAUUACUGAGGCACAGUAAUUUUCUAGUAAUUAUUUCGCUUACGUUUUUGCAAGAGCGUUUCAGAUUACUGACCAUGAAUCUGAAUGAAAUAGAUAAUGGAACAAGAAUGAAAUAGGAAAAAUACCCUGUUUUCACUAAUAGAUAGAAUACGAUCAGAUUGCAUAGAUUACAUGCAAUUGCAGUGAAACUGCAUAUAAUCUAAUGUAAUCUGGUCAUAUUCUUUUUGAUAUUUUAAAAUACGGUAUGCUAUUUACGAUACGCGCAUACGCGCGAGGACGUGUUUCGAGCUGAAAACGAUCGCGAAGUUACUUUAGCAGCGAAUUAAUACGAAUGACUGCAGUGAAUAAAGUUGAGUUUAGAGUUGAAAAUGAUUAAAACUAUAUCGCGAUAAUGAUUUCAUACAUUAGACAUAACAAGUGCACAAAGUUAUAUUCUACUUUUUAAUGUAUCGAUGAAAUCACGUUAAUUAAUUAGAUGAGUUUCAAUGAUUGCUACUUAAAGAUAUAUAUACAUUAAUUUUGUUAAAUUGAAUAAUAAUCGCUAUUCGCGACUCACGCUAAUAAUAUAAUCGCGAUUUUGACGCCCUUACGACAACCUUCUAAUUCGUACACUGAGAAAAAUGUCCGAUUAAAUAUAAUCGGAUAAUCCAUUUACAUAAUAACAAACGGAU